Solanum pennellii is the source of this 552-nucleotide messenger RNA. RefSeq names its product AP2/ERF and B3 domain-containing transcription factor At1g51120-like. The record is from RefSeq and is a predicted model, not a curated record. The transcript is spliced from 2 exons. Lineage: Eukaryota; Viridiplantae; Streptophyta; Magnoliopsida; Solanales; Solanaceae. Gene Ontology annotation, molecular function: DNA binding; DNA-binding transcription factor activity. Bases 1 to 552 code for a protein of 183 amino acids.
AUGGAAGGUGAAAGUAAUAAUAUUUCUGAUUCAAGACUCAUGAAAGGUGUUCUUGAUGAACUUAAUGGUCAGUGCACUAAGGGUAACAAUGAAUUUAAGCAUCUUUUUCACAAAGUGCUUUCUCCGAGUGAUGUUGAAAAUAAAAAGUUUGUGAUCCCUAGGAGAUAUGCUAUAAAAUACUUCUCUCACAUCCAGCAAAAUGAGGAGAUUGACAUAUAUGAUAGCUCAACACAAUUAUGGAGAUUCAGGUUUUUUUACUGCCAAAGUAGUAAAAAAUUUAGCUUCACAAAGGGAUGGCCUAAAUUUGUUAUGGUUAAAGGCUUGAGAGCCAGAGACAUAAUUGUUUUCAACUUGUGUGAAUCCAAGAAUGGAACAAAUGAGACUCGCAAUACGUUAGUGAUUGAUGUGGUGAAGAGUAAUGAAGGUUUGAAAAUGGAUUUAGCACUCAAUAAUAAUGCUAUUGAUGAUGAUGAUGCUUUGACACCUGUUUUGCUUUUUGGAAAGCAAAUAGGUUGGACUAAGACAAAAAGGGGAAAUGAAGAUGAAGUUUAA